UAAAAAUUAAAUAAUUAUUGAUUAUUAUUACUCCUUUUUCGUUCCCUUUUUGUCGUUGCUUCCGCCUCCCCUUAAAUAUUCUUUCCUCUGACGCUUUCUUUCUGAUAAUUCUUUCCUUACAUUUUCCUUUCCCAAAUCUUGGAUCUGAUUUCAAGUAAAUUAAAUUUAGCAACAAAUUUAGCAGAUCGAGAUAGAUUUCGAAAAAAACGAUGGCGGAGGAGCAUAGAUGCCAAGCGCCCGAAGGACACCGUCUUUGCGUCAAUAACUGCGGAUUUUUCGGAAGUCCAGCGAUGAUGAAUCUUUGCUCUAAAUGUUACAGAGAUUUACGUCUUAAAGAACAACAAGGAGCUUCUUCGAUCAAAUCAUCUAUCUCUUCCUCUCAUUCGUCUUCUUCAGCUAUCUUCGAAUCUGUUUCACAGGUUCCUCUAUUGACUCUCCCGGAAGUCAACGGAGGAUCGGAGGUUCCGGCUGCCGAGAUUUCUCCGGCGGCUGAGCAGCGGCCACAGCAACAACCCAAUCGGUGCAUGAUUUGCAGGAGGCGGGUCGGGUUGACCGGAUUCAGGUGCAAGUGUGGGAUUACGUUUUGCGGGUCCCACAGGUACCCAGAGAAUCACGGAUGUACGUUCGAUUUCAAGAAGGUUGGGCGAGAGGAGAUCGCACGUGCUAAUCCGGUGGUCAAAGCAGAGAAGCUCGAGAAGAUUUGAGAGGAAGAUGGAAAGCCAAUAUGGAUCUUUACUUUCGAUAAGAAAAAAUGGAAAAUUUCAAACUCGUUAAGAUCACGACACGUGUUACCGUGUGGUCCCUACCAUGAUGAGAAACCAAUUGGGCUGGGUAAAAAUAUUUUCAUGCUAAAAAAAUAAGUCUUCUUUUUUUAAGUAAUAAUAUUUUAAUUUAAGCGUCUCUUCGGUCCUUCUCUUUUUUACUUCUCUGCAUUGUAAAAAAACUUUUUUUUAAAAAUAAAUUUUACUCUUAUCUCUUUGGGGUGAAAAAAACAAAAAGAAAAAAAGUUGGGGUGGAAAUUCAAUUGCGUGUUGAUUCUUGGUUCUUCUGUUUUAGUUGUUGUUGUGUAACGGAUGGAGCUGCAGCGGCCAAUCAUGAAAGCUAUUUCCUUAAAUGUUGUUGUCUAUAUUUGGAAGCAAAAAUGUUCGGGUUCGGCACUUUCUUUAAAAAAAAAAAAAAUUAACAACUUUCUGUCCCUUGCAAUUCCAUCCCUUUCAUGUCAUUUCAAUUUUUGUGUUACAUCUUUUUGAUGACACAAAAUAAAUGCCGCUUUUUGGGUAA
Molecule: messenger RNA, 1281 nt
Organism: Durio zibethinus
Lineage: Eukaryota; Viridiplantae; Streptophyta; Magnoliopsida; Malvales; Malvaceae
Product: A20/AN1-like zinc finger family protein
Molecular function (GO): DNA binding; zinc ion binding
Source: RefSeq, a predicted model, not a curated record